Messenger RNA from Sesamum indicum (sesame), 702 nucleotides. RefSeq names its product large ribosomal subunit protein eL27x. Lineage: Eukaryota; Viridiplantae; Streptophyta; Magnoliopsida; Lamiales; Pedaliaceae. Gene Ontology annotation, cellular component: ribosome. The record is from RefSeq and is a predicted model, not a curated record. Gene Ontology annotation, biological process: translation. Gene Ontology annotation, molecular function: structural constituent of ribosome.
AGAAAACCUACACUCGAAACCCUAACCCAUCAGCGGCCGAACCUCCACGCCAACGCCACAUCCGCGCACACACAAGCACCCAAAAUGGUGAAGUUCUUGAAGCCAAACAAGGCGGUGAUCCUCCUCCAGGGACGGUUUGCCGGCCACAAGGCUACCAUUGUGAGGAAUUUCGACGACGGAACACGCGACCGCCCCUAUGGCCACUGCCUCGUCGCCGGAGUCGCCAAGUACCCGAGCAAGGUCAUCCGCAAGGACUCCGCCAAGAAGCAGGCGAAGAAAUCGCGCGUCAAGGCUUUCAUUAAGCUCGUCAACUACAACCAUAUCAUGCCAACGCGUUACACUCUCGACGUGGAUCUGAAGGAUGUCGUGUCAGCCGAUGCGCUUGUGUCCCGUGACAAGAAGGUCACCGCUUGCAAGGAGGUCAAGGCUAAGUUUGAGGAGAGGUUUAAGACGGGGAAGAACCGUUGGUUUUUCUCCAAGCUCAGGUUUUGAGGUGAAAGAUUUAAUGAUGAUGUUGUGUUCGAUUUCUUUUGCACUUUUAGGAAUUUUGGCUAUGAAGUUGUUUUUCGUCUCGGAUUAUAUCAUAUGAUUUUGGUUAAAUUUGAUAUGGAAUGUCUACUUCACUAAAUUUUCUGGAUAUCUUUAUCGUUAGUUCCUACACUUGGAUUUUUGCAGCAUGAUAUAUACACGUUAAUUGAAGUA